This is a messenger RNA of Aplysia californica (California sea hare), 1576 nucleotides long. RefSeq lists its product as uncharacterized. The record is from RefSeq and is a predicted model, not a curated record. Gene Ontology annotation, molecular function: microtubule minus-end binding. NCBI's taxonomy places the organism in Eukaryota, Metazoa, Mollusca, Gastropoda, Aplysiida, Aplysiidae. Gene Ontology annotation, cellular component: HAUS complex. Bases 557 to 1576 code for a protein of 339 amino acids. The transcript has 10 exons. Gene Ontology annotation, biological process: spindle assembly; centrosome cycle.
AUCGAGAGAGAUUAUGGAGCAGCCUGUCAGGCGCUCAACACAACUCAUGUAAAAUAACUAAAGUUCUUUGAGACCUAGGAUAAUAAAACAAUUUAGACCCUGUAAAUCUAUUUGGUAUUUUAUGAACAUAUUUUGCGACCAGCAUCCUGUAUGCAAAACAGUGUUUUUGGACUACGACUACUCUCAUAAAGUGGUUUAUUGUUGUAAUGAUAUGGGACAUAAUCCAUAAUCCACCACUGUUGCUUGUACAUCAUAUUACCAGUUGAUUCCCUUUCAGUGUAAACACUCCAUGAGCAGUUCUCACAUUGUCUUGAGAUUCAGGGCUUCUGGGAACAAAGGGUCUGGGGUCUAUAUAAAGCUGUGUCUGUGUCUCCAAGUUUUCUUUGGGCAUUUUGACUAGUUGAGUAAACCUUGCUACAAUUAUAAUUUUUGUGUUAACCUGGUUUCCCUUCUAAAGUUAGUAUGUUUUGACUACUGCGCAAGCAAACUGGCAAGUAUGAGUUGUGCGUGCAUGUUUUGGAUGGCCAGGUAACAGCCAUUCCAAAUUUUAAUCAGGAUGGCGGCGAGAUUGAAAGACGAAGACUGGAGGACUUCCCUGAAGAGAAGACUUGAUUCGCUUGGCUGUCCAUACACAGGCGACCUUGAUGUGGCGGCUGUGGCAGAUCUGCUCACCAGUCCUGGUGAAGGCCGACUCAAGGUGCUGCAGUGGAUUUUCUCCAGGUAUGACUCCCAUCUGGCAGAUUUGUUGGACCCGUCACGAUUUACGGCCGGGGCGCGAGCAGACGCACGGCUACAAAAACUGUUGACGGCGGCCAGUGCUAUGUGCUUGUGUUCCCACAGCGACAUCGCUUUGAUCAGGGGUGAUGCCCCCCUUCAGAAACAAGCGGCUUUCUACGACCAACUGUUGAACAUUGUUUGUUUGAGUGUGCGAGACGAACUCAACAGUGUUCCUGGGAGUUCCAGGGCCUUGAACGACUACCGCUACCUGGAUGCCCUGGCUGGUCAGCAAAGCCUGUUCUCCCCGACCGCCUGGGAGCUGGACCUCCUCCCUAAAGACCUGAGGCCCGAGGUGCAGCGGCUCUCGCUGAAGCGAGCCCAGGCUGGGCACAGCUCGUCGAGCGUCCCCGACGUGCGUGACCUGAUGGAGCAGUCGGAGUCGCUCACACGGGAACUGGACGCACACAACAAGACGCUGGAGGAGCUACACAGCUCGGUUCAAGUCCAAAACCUGGACAGCCCGUCAGAAGUUCUGACCAUGGCGCAGAUGUUGUCGACGGUGAUCUGCGAGCUGCGGCAGCUGGUGGGGGUGUUCAGCCACUGUUACGAGACAAACAUCAGGGUGUGGUGCGUGAAGCCGCCGCCCGAAUCCUCGCAGCUCGGGGCAGCCUUCAGGCGCGUGCACACUUUACUGCAAAAGUUUGCGACACUGAUGGAGGUUCUGAACUCGGUGCGGCAGACACACACCAAGCUGAGCCAGGACCAGCAGGGAGAGGACUUGAGGCAGCGAGUGUUGGGUGAGUCGGUGAGGGGGGAUUGGCCUCCAGAAACAUAUGAGGGCCCUCCUUCUUGUGCCUAA